Messenger RNA from Ipomoea triloba (trilobed morning glory), 825 nucleotides. RefSeq names its product microsomal glutathione S-transferase 3. Gene Ontology annotation, molecular function: glutathione peroxidase activity; glutathione transferase activity. Lineage: Eukaryota; Viridiplantae; Streptophyta; Magnoliopsida; Solanales; Convolvulaceae. The record is from RefSeq and is a predicted model, not a curated record. The coding region runs from base 164 to 601 and encodes 145 amino acids. The transcript is spliced from 4 exons. Gene Ontology annotation, cellular component: nuclear envelope; endoplasmic reticulum; membrane.
CGUGGGAUUCUAGCUUGGGAAACAAUCCAAUCCACAGCGACCCAUCAUAAAUUCACAAUCCAGAAGAAUAUGCAAAUAUCUAGAUAAAUCUCACAGUUUCACUCAAAGCACAAUUUCCACGCGAAGAAAAUCCAAACCAAGAAAUCGUCGCCGGAAAACAGUCAUGGCUGGAGUGGAGAUAUUGCCCAAAGAGUAUGGCUACGUGAUCAUCGUGCUCGUCCUCUACUGUUUCCUCAACCUCUGGAUGUCUUUCCAAGUCGGCAAAGCUCGCAAGCAGUAUAAGGUUCCCUAUCCUACCAUGUAUGCAUCCGAAGCUGAAAACAAGGAUGCUAAUCUCUUCAACUGCGUUCAGAGAGGGCAUCAGAAUUCACUGGAAAACAUGCCUGUAUUUUUCAUGCUGAUGAUAAUGGGAGGAAUUAGGCACCCUUUAAUUUGUGCAUCCUUGGGAGUCAUAUACAUUGUUUCUCGGUAUGGCUAUUUCACUGGUUAUGCUAGUGGUGAUCCCGCAAAGCGCUAUACUCUUGGGAAAUAUGGUUUCCUUGCAAUUUUUGGUCUUAAGAUUUGCGCAAUAUCUUGUGGAAUCAAGCUUCUAACAUCAUGAGCUAGAGGAUGCUGCUUGGUAGCUGUCUCAUAUAACAAAUCCAUAUAGGUCUUUUUCUUUCGUUUUUCUAAUAAUGUUCUCUGCCUAAUUGCGGUGUCCUGGUUAUGUUAUGUUAACCCUUAAAAAGGCCCUGCCUUUAACUAGUUGUCAUGUAGAAACUUUGCCAACAAUAUGGUUUUGCUUAUGGAUUUGACUGCAAUAAAGUGUAUCAUUGUCUUCAUACA